AUGCCUGCCCCAGCACCAUUUGCCGAACCUUUGUGGUACUACCGCGACUCGUCGCCAUACUACGAUGACUCGCAUAAGAAACUCCGCCAAUUCACACGCGAAUAUGUUGAAAACGAUUUGAUGCCGUAUGCUGAAGAGUGGGAGCGGAAUGGGCAUGUUCCCCCUGAAGCGGUUAGAAAAUAUGUUGAGAAAGGCUUCGCCAUUAUCAAGCCCACGAAACGGGAAUAUAUGGGUGGAAUGACCAUGCCGGCCGGGAUUGAGCCGGAGAAAUGGGAUGUAUUCCACAAUCUCGUCGUCAAUGAUGAGCUGUCGAGAGUAGGCUUCUCCGGCGUGCUUUGGGGAAUGAAUGGCGGCAACGGCAUUGGCUGCCCUCCCAUCAUGAAUUUCGGAAACGAGCAACAACGGCAAAAGUAUCUGCCAAGGGUGGCUCGCGGAGAAAUUCGCUUCUGCUUGGGAAUUACUGAACCCGAUGCUGGAUCUGACGUCUCAGGGAUCAAGACCACUGCUAGAAGAGUUGGAGACAAGUACAUCGUUAACGGAGCAAAGAAAUGGAUCACAAACGGCAUCUUUGCCGAUUACUGCACGGCUGCAGUUAGGACCGGCGGGCCUGGGCGUAAAGGCAUAUCUUUACUGAUAAUACCCCUGAACUCCAAGGGCGUCAGUCGGCGACAGAUGUAUAACUCUGGAGUCAACGCCAGUGGCUCAACGUUUCUUGAAUUCGACGACGUCGAAGUGCCCGCAGAAAAUCUCGUUGGAAAGGAAAACCAUGGGUUCAAAUAUGUCAUGUCCAACUUCAAUCCCGAACGCCUCGGGAUGGCAAGCUCUUGCAUCCGUCUAUCCCGCGUUUGCGUUGAAGAUGCUUUCAACUACGCCAUCACCCGCGAGACAUUCGGCCAGCCGCUUAUCAACAAUCAGAUUAUCCGCGCCAAGUUAAGUAAAUUUGGCCAACUCAUCGAACCAUGCCAGGCAUUUAUGGAACAGUUGGCUUAUACUAUCCAGUUGAAUGCCAAAACUGGUAAAGAAGUUGACGUGGGAGGGAUGACGGCUCUACUGAAAGUGAUGAGUACCCGCUGCUUGGAAAAAGUGUGCCGCGAGGCGCAACAAAUUCUGGGUGGAGCAGGGUAUAACAAGGCAGGCAAGGGAGCGAGAAUUGAGGCUAUCAGUCGGGAUGUGCGAGUAUUUGUUGUGGGCGGUGGGAGUGAAGAGAUUUUGAGGGACUUGGCCGUCAGACAGGAGAUGAAAUUCAUGUUCGAAGUGCAACGUGCUAAGAUGUAG
This is a messenger RNA of Uncinocarpus reesii 1704, 1275 nucleotides long. RefSeq lists its product as uncharacterized. The transcript has 5 exons. Lineage: Eukaryota; Fungi; Ascomycota; Eurotiomycetes; Onygenales; Onygenaceae. Gene Ontology annotation, molecular function: flavin adenine dinucleotide binding; acyl-CoA dehydrogenase activity. The record is from RefSeq and is a predicted model, not a curated record. Bases 1 to 1275 code for a protein of 424 amino acids.